Molecule: messenger RNA, 234 nt
Organism: Caenorhabditis remanei
Lineage: Eukaryota; Metazoa; Nematoda; Chromadorea; Rhabditida; Rhabditidae
Exons: 1
Coding region: 1-234 (77 amino acids)
Source: RefSeq, a predicted model, not a curated record
AUGCAACCGAUUCUCACCAACUCAAGCAUUCAACAACUUGCCGAAAGAAGAGGAGAUUCUCCAACCAUCGUGAGACUCAUUUCAUACGAAGCACCAAAAAUGCAAUUUGACGAAGAGGCCGACAUUCCGUACUACCUCAUCCACUUGUUUCUUCUCUCCGUCCUCAUCGUGCUUCUUUUCGUCAUCAUAAUGUGCAGAACCGAAGACAAUCUUUACGAGCAGAACAAUGAAUAA